This is a messenger RNA of Nerophis lumbriciformis (worm pipefish), 4908 nucleotides long. The record is from RefSeq and is a predicted model, not a curated record. NCBI's taxonomy places the organism in Eukaryota, Metazoa, Chordata, Actinopteri, Syngnathiformes, Syngnathidae.
AUGAUGGACAGGAACUACCCGAGCUCCAGCUUUGCGGACGCGCUGGCUCCGGCAGCACAGUCCGCAGCUUCUUGGGCCUAUGACCGCGGCUCGGUUACCAUCAAGCCGAGCUCCAGUUAUGGUACAGCACAGCUUGAUGCAGGGCUCCUCCAACGGCAGAGCUACACUUCAAUACAGCAGCUCCCCACCUACACUUCUGCACAAAUUGCUGUUGCUACAGGUGCACUUCACACAAACAACACUUCAGAGACCUCAAUCAUGAGCUUCCUUUCAGCCAUGGAGUCAAGAAGUCCUGUUAGUGCCUCGCUUGUUUCUCCUUUUAGACCUCCAUCUUGGCCUGCAGGUGCCACCUCCUCCGCCACAGAGCUAUAUCUAACUGGUGCUUUACCUUCUACUGCCACAUUUCCAUCUCCAGCUGCUUUGUCAAGCUAUCAACACAAUAGUCCGUAUACUUCCAGGAGUUAUUCCUCCAACUCUUCCUUGGCUCAUCAGGAUCCAGCCCUCAGCACUUCCACCAAUGGUCUCCUGUCUCAUCAUGACUCCCAACUCAAACAAAGCCAAACUGUGCUUCCAGCUGCCCUGGCAUUCAACGUUUCUGGACCCAUUUUGGGCUCAACUCUACCAGUCCAGUCUUCAACAUAUCGCUCAGCUCAGGAGUCAGCCCCCCACCUCCUUCAACCGCAGUUUAGCCUUCUGCCAUCAGCCCUUCCUGUCCCUCAUAGUGCCUCACAGUCAUAUGGUGCCACUGUUUUUUCAGGCUCUGUUGAGAGAGCACUUCAACGAGAAUGUAGCGUGAUCAAACACCAUCAGAGGCCUUCAACUAGUCACACAGCCACAGAGCAAAUACCCAAUUCUGAGGACUCCUUACAGGGCUACUAUGGCUCUGGUAGUGAGGGAAGUAUGUCUUACCGACAAGAACAAUCCCGUGACACCCCAGAAUCUUGCAGCCCUUCAACAGAAAAGGAUUCAUCUCAUAGGAUCAAUGGUGCCCUACAGCACAAAGCAGACUCAGUUACUCAAAGCUAUUCAUGCACCACAGUGCCGACAACUAAAGAGUAUUCCUCAAAAUUAGCUUCUGCGGCUCAUGAGGAGAAUCACAGACAUUCUCAGAACCAUACAUCGCAAUCCCCAGACGGUUAUUCUUCCCCUGGGCAAAAGCAGAACUCUGGAGUUGGUAAUCAGCUAACUGGUCUUAUAUCCAGCACUCAGUCCCAAACCUAUAUAAUGACACAUAUCCAAUCACAGCCCUCAAAUUCUUCAGCAGGCAAUUUGUCCUCACUUUACAAGACACUACCUUCCCUAUCCAGUCUGUCCAGCAGUGGUGCAUCUACAAGUCAGGCUCUUGUGUUCUCUUCCAGUGAGGUUCUAAGCCAGGGGCAGUAUGGGAUCCAAGUUCAGGGCUUGUGUCCAGGGACUCUCUCAGAGAGCUAUCCCUCAUCUCACUCACAGCCUGAGCCAAAUGUGAUUUAUACAUCGGGGUCACAGGAGCAGGCUUCAGUGACUCAGUCUCAGCCCUUUGCCACUGUGAACUCCUCUUACCAACCCACCUGUGGACAGAAUCUUACCACCUCUGCACAAGACUACAACCUGAUGCAAAGCUCUGUAGGGAAUAAAACACUCCCGGUCACCGUUUCACGCCAGGCAACUUUGCAGGCCAAACAUAUUUAUGAGACCAUGUCCGCUACCUACUCGUCAACUACAGAAGCUUUGAAUAAUACUAUCAGCUCAUCAUUAAAGGAUAUAAAGCCAACAUAUGGAAAACUGGCAUUUGAAGAACUUCCUGUCCAGGAGCUACAGGCUCUUCAACAGGCAUCCAUAGGGGGUUCUGUGAUAAAUGGCACCACAACAGCUAACAACAAUGUAAUCUAUAUGGUUUCAAAAAUGGACGACCCCCACAAAACACAGGGUGUCAUCAGAGACCGUUCACAUUCUGAUGAUCGUCUUACACAACUGAACACGGCACCAGUAAGGGACGAGAGCAUGAGCUCUUCAAGUCAACAACAUAGUCACCUCAGUGGUGUCAACGGGCAGGAAAAUGUCAAUCCAAAAACAACCAACUCCAGUAUUAUAUCUUCACCUGUAAUUCUUAAGCAGGAACCUUCCCUUAUCAAAUCAUCUGAAUCACAACAGAAUCACCAGGACCACACUCAGUUUGUCAGUGUUCCAAGUGCUCAGGUUCUCUUGGACCCUAACCAGAUGAUUUUUCUUCAGCAGCCCCUUGGGCACAAUACGCAAGUUACUUCAAAAGUAGUAUCAGUGCAAGGUCUUCAAUCAGCACAAAGCUUGGGCCCUCUUAAUAUCCAGUAUCUUCAGAUGGAUCGAGAACUGAUGUUUCCCAAUGUCUCUGAAAGCCAAAGUCAGCAGGCCACAGUUCUGUCUGAGCGGAGCUCAGGAUCUGUUGACUCUUCUAAAGACCACUACAGCAAGUCAGCUAGUCACCAGCCUAAUGAUGCUAAGAACCACUUUGCCCUGAACUCCCUUUGCUUUUCGGACUCCAUGUUACUUGCUGAUGACAGAAAUAUUUUAUCAAAUGUUGACGACAUUCUAGCUGCUACUGUGGCUGCUUGUGGUGUUACACCACAUGACUUUGUCAAAGGUACAUCCCCCACAGAUGUUCAAAUGGCAGUGAUGGCAAGUCCAGUUGAUGCCAAGCGUCACUUUCAGACAGUGGAUAUAACACAAAUGUCACCUAGUUACUCAACAGCUCAACCGACAAUCCUCACGGACACUAACUCACACUCAAUGGCUAUGACACUAAAUGGUGCUCAGACCUGUACAGACCGCCAAGGAAAGCCCAUUCACAACAACAAUAGUUCUGAUCUUGACACAAAUGGGGAACGAGACAGCUCUGAUACAGACUUUCACUCAGGGCAGGUUUAUGAAACUUCAGGUUUUCAAAACAGUGUCAAAGGUAAUGCAGAACCUAUCAAAGCUGUAAACAGCGUCAUAGAAGGCCAAAUUGUUAAGGGUUUUCCCAAAAAGAAAGUUGUGUCAAAGGUUUUGACAAGGCCAGAGGCUUCUGGGGAGGAUAAUUUACCACCUAAACUAGCUAAGCGCACUGGACAAGCAAAGCGGCAAAACUCCAAAGACCACGACAUCAGCCCAUCUGCUUCUCAAAGUGUGUAUGACCGUUGUCCACAACAGGAAAAAAUCCGCCAGAAAAUUAGGGAAGUAGAAGCCAAACAACCAGAGGUGAAAACUGGUUUUAUCGCCUCUUUCUUGGACUUCAUCAAAUCUGGCCCCAAACAGCAGUACUCCCAAAGUCCUUCCAGAACUGUCAGUCGCUCCAAAAAGCCUGUUACCUUGGUCAGACCACCAUCAUGUGGUUUCCCCCCCAAAACUCAGAAUCUGACAGAUUCCGUGAUUUCACAGCAGAGCCAGGCAACCAGCUCUCAGCAGAAAUGUCUGGACGAAGAGCUACAAAAGAACCUGGAGACACUGCCAUCAUUUAGCUCUGAUGAAGAGGAAAACACGGGAAGAAACCAAGCACUUAGGAACAGCAUCUGCUCAGUGCUGUCUGCUCUUGAUGAACCCCCAGAACGGAAAGCCAAGCCAGAUAACCACAUCCCCACUAUGGUGCUAAAACCAGUCCAGGUUCCUGCUGUGCCUCUCAACAUCACAGACACCCACUUGCCAAUGAUACCCACUACUCCUCAAACAUCAACCAUAGUCACCACAGUAACCACAUCUGCGACCAAGCAGGAGCCCAAAGCAACACCGCCUGGCCAGCUUGCUGUAAAGUUAUUAAGUGUGGCCAUCGAGGGACUGACUGAUGAGGAGCUGUCGGACAGUGGAGGGGAAGGAAUGUACCGGGAAAGAGACGAGUUUGUUGUGAGGAAUGAAGAUAUUGAAACCUUGAAGGGGGCAAUGUGUGCUGGAAGUGAGCCUCCUGCCAUCUGGAAAGUUCAGAAGGCUUUACUGCAGAAAUUUGUGCCUGAGUUAAGAGAUGGAAAACGUGUCUUCUCUGCUACUAAUAGCUACCUUGGAUACUUUGGGGAUGCAAAGACAAUGUAUCAUAGGGUCUACGUAAAGUUUCUGGACACAGUUAACAAAAGGGAAUAUGUCAGAGUGUGCAGUCGGAAGCCACACUGCAAGCCCAUAAAUUCACUAAGAAGUGUUCAUGUGAAGACUUUGCUGGGCUUGACAGCCGGUCCUUUCUUAUCAUCUCCAAGCAAUAAGCUUCGUCCUAAACCCUUCAAGCCGAGAGCAGAGCCCCCGCCCAAAAAGAGGCGGAAAUGGAAGGAGGCGUUGUUAGCUGCUGCGUCAGGAUCGUCCGCUGAUGAAGAUGAUUUAAACCCACCUAUGCCUUUUGCAUCACGUCUUCUCAACACACGAACUAUGAAGGAGACCUUCAGGAGCUUUGUGGAAUUGCUUGUCAGCAUUGCUCUUGAUGAAGAUGUGAUGACAGAACUUGAGAGAGCCAAUGAUGAGUUGCUGCUCCCACAUAUGAGAAGGAUGGAGGGCUUGAUUACUGACAACCGGAAACGCUUGCUUCACAAACUAAACAUUGAGCAAGUCCUCAAGACGGCACUGGACAGCUUUCCAGAGAUCUCAAUGGUCACUGAGCUGACAAAUGAUGGGGAAACAUCAACCUUCAAAGUGCGUCUUGGAGGGACAGUCUACAACAAGAAGACCAUGAAGCCUGACAAGAUGGUUACCCGAGUUACGCAGGAGUACACAGUGGACCAACAGAAGACCCAGUGGUUCUCUCUGUAUCAUUCUCUACAGCACUACAAGUACCACACAUACCUCAUGUGUAAAAAGGAGAUCGCCAGCCAGCAGACGCAGGCAGGCGAGUUGGGGCAAGAGGAGACGAUACAGAAGUGCCUACGGAAUGGAUCUUGGCUGGAGGGACUUUUCGAUCGCUUUGAGGAGCUGAUUAAUCAAGUGCAGCAGGCCUGCACUUGA